Molecule: messenger RNA, 939 nt
Organism: Mucor velutinosus
Lineage: Eukaryota; Fungi; Mucoromycota; Mucoromycetes; Mucorales; Mucoraceae
Exons: 5
Coding region: 1-939 (312 amino acids)
Biological process (GO): protein deubiquitination; proteasome-mediated ubiquitin-dependent protein catabolic process
Cellular component (GO): proteasome regulatory particle, lid subcomplex
Molecular function (GO): protein binding; metallopeptidase activity; proteasome binding
Source: RefSeq, a predicted model, not a curated record
AUGGAAAGACUCCAACGUUUAUUCGGAUCUGCCGCAGCUGGUUUAGGACAGGGAAUGCAACCCGGCAUGGAUACUCCUACUGUAGAUAAUGCUGAAAUGGUUUACAUUUCGUCUCUUGCUCUCUUAAAGAUGUUGAAGCACGGCCGUGCUGGUGUUCCAAUGGAAGUGAUGGGUUUGAUGUUGGGUGAAUUUGUUGAUGAUUAUACCGUUCGUGUUAUCGAUGUGUUUGCCAUGCCUCAAAGUGGUACUGGCGUAUCAGUUGAAGCUGUUGAUCCUGUCUUUCAAACCAAGAUGUUGGACAUGUUGAAGCAAACUGGAAGACCUGAAAUGGUUGUUGGCUGGUACCAUUCCCAUCCUGGUUUUGGCUGUUGGUUAUCCAGUGUCGAUAUCAACACACAACAAAGUUUCGAGCAAUUGAAUCCUCGUGCUGUCGCUGUCGUCGUUGACCCCAUUCAAUCCGUCAAGGGCAAGGUUGUCAUUGACGCCUUCCGUCUCAUCAACCCACAAACCGUCAUGCUUGGACAAGAACCUCGUCAAACCACCUCCAACAUUGGCCACCUAAAUAAGCCCUCUAUUCAAGCCCUGAUUCACGGCUUAAACAGACACUACUACUCAAUUGCCAUCAACUACCGCAAAAACGAAUUAGAGGAAAAGAUGCUGCUCAACUUACACAAGAAGGAUUGGACAGACGGUUUAACACUGGAGAACUUUACUGAGCACACUGAAGUCAAUGAAAAGAGUGUUUCCAACAUGUUGACAUUAGCAGAAUCAUACAACAAAUCCGUUCAAGAAGAAUUGACAAUGACACCUGAGCAACUCAAGACAAGGCACGUAGGCAAACAAGAUCCUAAGCGUCACUUGGAAGAUAAGGUCGAAUCUGUUAUGGGCAACAAUAUCGUUAUGGCUUUAGGUACUAUGAUUGAUAGUGUCAGUUUUUAA